Molecule: messenger RNA, 570 nt
Organism: Fraxinus pennsylvanica
Lineage: Eukaryota; Viridiplantae; Streptophyta; Magnoliopsida; Lamiales; Oleaceae
Source: the annotation of a GenBank genome assembly
AUGAUUGAGAUUGGUGGUGGUGGUGCGACGGUAGUGGUGGUGCCACAGUGGCGUUGUUGGUAUUGUGGUGGUGCCGACAAUGACGGGGAUGAUUCAAAACUAGGGACAGAAGAUAAGGACACUGGGGCACAGGUGGCUCCUAUCGUCAAACUGCAGGAAGUGGAUGUUACCACUGGCGAAGAAAAUGAAGAUAUCCUUCUCGAUCUGAAGGCAAAGCUGUAUAGAUUUGAUAAGGAAGGGAGCCAAUGGAAAGAGAGGGGCGUUGGGACACUGAAGCUACUCAAGCCCAAGGAGAGUGACAAAAUUAGGCUUGUCACGAGGCAGAACAAGACCCUUAAGAUUUGUGCUAACCAUCUGGUGCUACACACAAUGACUGUGCAAGAGCAUCAAGGGAAUGACAAAUCAUAUAAGAUUGAAGAAAUUACUGAAUCUCUGGCAAAAACUACUGAGGAUAGUGAAGAAGGCACUACUGCUGCCAACCUUAUUGAAAAGUUAACUGUUGAAAGCAAGGAUACAGAAGAGAAGCAAGAGACCAAAGAGGCAUCCAAGAACUGCAAACCUUGUUUUUAA